AAUGGCUGACCACCCCGACGACUUAAUCGACUACGAUGAGGAAGAUGAAACCAUACCGACCGAAUCUGUUCCAAACGACCAAUUAGCUGCUAACGGCCAAGAAGCUACUGACGAGGAUAAGAAGGACAAAAAAGGCAAACUGUUACGGGCUAUUGUUGAUUGCGGAUUUGAACAUCCAUCCGAAGUUCAACAAGAAUGUAUUCCUCAAUCAAUUCUCGGUAUGGAUGUCCUUUGCCAAGCCAAAUCUGGAAUGGGAAAAACUGCAGUAUUUGUGCUCGCUACACUUCAACAAGUGGAUCCCGUUCCUGGAGAUGUUGCGGUUAUUGUCCUUUGUCACACUCGUGAACUCGCAUUUCAAAUUAGGAACGAAUAUAUUCGGUUUAGCAAAUAUACAUCUGAGGUCAAGAUCGAUGUUUUUUAUGGGGGCAUUCCUAUUAAAGAAGAUUACAAAAAGUUUCAAAGCAAGGAUACCAUUCCACACAUUGUUGUUGGUACACCAGGAAGAGUUCUUGCUUUGGUUAAUGAUGGUCAGCUGAAAAAGAGGAUCAUGGUAGCUACAGAUGUGUUUGGUCGUGGUAUUGAUAUCGAACGUGUGAACAUUGUUAUCAAUUACGACAUGCCCGACGGUCCAGAUACAUAUUUGCAUAGAGUCGGACGUGCCGGACGUUUCGGAACUAAAGGUGCUGCGAUCACGUUUGUUGCUAAUUCUGAAGACGCUGAAAUUUUGAACAAAGUUCAAGAACGAUUCGAGGUGGUUAUUACCGAGCUUCCAGACGAGCUUGAGAUUAACAAUUAUA
This is a messenger RNA of Racocetra fulgida, 797 nucleotides long. NCBI's taxonomy places the organism in Eukaryota, Fungi, Glomeromycota, Glomeromycetes, Diversisporales, Gigasporaceae. The record is from the annotation of a GenBank genome assembly.